AAAAGCUGUCUGCUCUCUCUCUCUCUCUCUCCUUUGUUGGGAAUAAAGCACAAAAGACGAACGAGUGAACAAGCUGCCAUCAGUACAGCACCAGAAGAACACUAAUUAAAGCUGACUUGAGUUAGAUCCGUCACGACAAACCGUUCAUACAUAGAACAGAUACGAUUUCUUUUGGGGACGAUAUAUCACAUAUGUUAAAAACUGACCCGGGGUACUGCGGAACUGGUCUACAGAGAGAAGACAGCAAUAAGCGAUUAUUACUCAUCUCGUUUAACUGAAAUCAUCUCAGACUUUAAAAAAAUAAUUAACUAAUUGAAAAAGAAAGAACUAAAAUUCAAAACACGUACACGAACAGUCAAUUUUAAUUGUAAUUAAAGAAAUAUAUAUAUAUAAUUAACAAAGAAGCUGUUACAUACAUUGUCAUCAUCUCGGCUUUUAUAGUGUCUGAGAGUAAAUAUAAUGAUUAGAUCUAAGUUUAUUUUAGCUGUUUAGUUUAAAAUUAUUAUUUCUGUUGGUGUGUUGAUGUGUAAUGAUAAGAAGUGACAACAACAAAUAACUUUUAUAAGACGACGAUUAAUCACAUUUCAAUUCGCAAAACAAACAUCCUCGGCUUUCAACAACAACAACAACUUUGCAUUCAUCGACCUGAGAACUUUUUGGCUAUUAUUAUUGUUGUUAAUUAUUAGUAAUUACAGCAGUGAGAAAAAAAAAAGCAAGCAGACAGACAAACAGAAAACAAAGCAAAACACGGCACAUAUUCCAGUAUCAGAAACUUUGAAAGAUGGCUGCUGUUGAGAGUUUAAGCAUUCACGACUCGUUGAAAACCGGAGUAGCAAAAGAACACGAGGAAGCUGAAAAUGGCAUUUUCACUCAGUCGAUUAUGAAAGGGACUGUGACCCCUGCCAUCUACCGCCAGUUCCUUGCCGAACUUUAUGAAAUCUACAAAGCAAUUGAAGAAACAGCUGAACUAAACAAAGAACACGAAACAUUCGGAGUGACACAUUUUCCGACCGAGUUGAACCGCGUCGGAGCAAUCGAGAAGGAUCUGGAGUAUUACUACGGCGCCAACUGGAAAGAAGAAGCAAAGAGUCAAGUGCCAACAACAACGAAAUAUGUGGCCAGAAUAAAGGAGGUGGGCAAAACUAACCCAACUCUGUUGAUCGCACACUGCUACGUGCGAUAUCUUGGUGACAUGUCAGGUGGAAAGCAAAUAAAAUAUAAACUGAUGAAGCAUUUUAAUCUGGGUUCUUCUGAAGAUGGUGUUGCAUUCUUUGUAUUUGACCAGAUUGACAACGUGGCCCAUUUCAAAGACUAUUACUUUGGUCGCAUGAAUUCCAUCAGCAUUAACGAUGACCAAUUGGCAGAUCUGGUCGCCGAAGCGAAGAAGGCUUUCCAGUUCAAUAUUGAUCUUUUUAAAGACAUGAAUGACUUUGUUCAGAGAAUGAAAUUGCCACAAGAAAACAUUUCUAGUGAUCCAUCGAAGAUGGAAACGUUUUAUAACAAUUUCAAAAGUUUAUUCAGUUCUUCAUAAUCAGUUGUGAUCCAUUCUGUAGACUUCUAGUUAUUUUUUUCCAUAGUUUAAGAUCAUUUCCUCGACUUUUUCACCAAUGUGAUAAGGAAAAGAGAGAAAAAUAACCUCAAACAUGGUUCAGUGCUCUUUUUUUUUUUAUAUAUAAAUAAACAUGUCUUCCCAUUAAAAAAAAAAUUGUGAAUGGGAUACUCGUAAAUAAAAGUUAAAUUUAUUAUGAAAAUAAAUUUGUUUCACACUAGGACUUCAAGUUUUAUCUGACA
Molecule: messenger RNA, 1791 nt
Organism: Octopus bimaculoides (California two-spot octopus)
Lineage: Eukaryota; Metazoa; Mollusca; Cephalopoda; Octopoda; Octopodidae
Product: heme oxygenase 1
Biological process (GO): response to oxidative stress; heme catabolic process; heme oxidation
Molecular function (GO): heme binding; heme oxygenase (decyclizing) activity
Source: RefSeq, a predicted model, not a curated record